AAAUAGGAUAGCGUCGUUCUUCUUAAAGUGACGGGCUGAAGGCAAUUGUCAAUCCAGCGGUUGCAAGGGCGAUUUAGCUAUUCUGAAUCCAAUCACUGGCCGAAUUUCAAGACGACAAUCUCAGGUUUCCGCCCCCUCAUGGGGAAGAGGUAUGAAUAAGUGGAUUGUUUCCCGGGUGAGGGGAAGAGGAGAACCUUAGACAAUCCGUUCCAAGUGUUAGAGGUGCAGCCAAUUCCGUCCUCCAGCAAUCUUACCCACCCCCAUCCCACUGGCUCUGCGAGGCUGAGCUUCUGACCCGUUUCAGAUAUGAAGAGAAUGAGGCACAGGGAGGAUGGGUCACACAGCCCUGCAACUUCGGAGCCAAGACAAGUUUGUCCCUCCGGUUUACCCCUCUUCCAAGCCAGAUUCUUUGCCCCAAUUUUGCUGAUGCAGUUGUAGACUGCGGUGAUGGCCAGUCCUUAGCAGAAACCAACCUCAAUCCCAAACCUGCUGUCAUGGGGGUUCGGGGCUACCUUUCCCCUCCUUUUGCCUCUCCUUGCCGGCCUACCCAGGAACUCCCUGGUUCAGUCGCCCCGCAGCCUCUGGGAGGGGAGCGGUGCUACCCGCCCGCGUCAUCUGAUGCUGUUUCCUGCAGGAGGGAGAACAGCGGAAAAAAGUGAAACUCCACCCUCCACCUCUGCCUCCCGCCCCCGGGGCCAAAGUACAAAGGGAGGAGGAAGAAGGGAGUGGGGUUGGAGCCAUUGGGUCGAGAGAGCCGAGCCGGGAAGAGGCAGCUCCACCUAACACUCCAGCCACCCCCUGCGCAAAGAGACCCAACCGAAGUCUAGGCGCUGCCCCUUGCUGGUCCCACCUUACACUUAGUGGGUGGUGGAGCCAGGGUCCCAGGACUGCUCCGGACUGAGGGACGCCCGGUCCCCUCUGUGCUGGCCAUGGUGAGACGCCGGAGGCCCCGGGGGCCCACCCCCCGAGCCUGACCACACUGCCCUAGGUCGCCCUCCUCUGGAAGCCCGAGAUGCGGGGGGCCGGGAGGCGACACUCCUGGCUCCCCAGAGAGGCGUGGGUCUGGGGCUAAGGGCCAGGGCCCGGAUGCCCAGGUUCCGGGACUAGGGCCUCGGCAGUCAGGGGCACCUAGGGAAGGUCCCCACACCCCCCAGCACCAGCUCCCAGCCAUGGAACCCUUGAAGAAUCUCUUCCUCAAGAGCCCGCUGGGGUCAUGGAACAGCGGGGGCAGUGGGGGCAGCGGGGGCAGCGGCGGUGGAGGUUGGCCAGAGGGGUCCCCGAAGGCAGCAGCUUAUGCCAACCCUGUGUGGACAGCCCUGUUCGACUAUGAGCCCAGUGGGCAGGACGAGCUGGCCCUGCGGAAGGGCGACCGUGUGGAGGUGCUGUCCCGGGAUGCAGCUAUCUCAGGCGAUGAGGGCUGGUGGGCGGGCCAGGUGGGUGGCCAGGUGGGCAUCUUUCCAUCCAACUAUGUGUCUCGGGGCGGUGGUCCGCCCCCCUGUGAGAUGGCCAGCUUCCAGGAGCUGCGGCUGGAGGAGGUAAUUGGCAUUGGUGGCUUCGGCAAGGUCUACCGAGGUAGCUGGCGAGGUGAGCUGGUGGCUGUGAAGGCAGCUCGCCAGGACCCCGAUGAGGACAUCAGUGUGACAGCUGAGAGCGUGCGACAGGAGGCCCGGCUUUUUGCCAUGCUGGCACACCCCAACAUCAUUGCCCUCAAGGCCGUGUGCCUGGAGGAGCCCAACUUGUGCCUGGUGAUGGAGUACGCUGCUGGUGGACCCCUCAGCCGUGCCCUGGCUGGGCGGCGUGUGCCCCCCCAUGUGCUCGUCAACUGGGCUGUGCAAAUUGCCCGUGGGAUGCACUACCUGCACUGCGAGGCCCUGGUCCCUGUCAUCCACCGAGACCUCAAGUCCAACAACAUUCUGCUGCUGCAGCCCAUUGAAGGUGAUGACAUGGAGCACAAGACCCUGAAGAUUACUGACUUCGGCCUAGCCCGCGAGUGGCACAAAACCACGCAAAUGAGUGCUGCGGGCACCUAUGCCUGGAUGGCUCCCGAGGUUAUCAAGGCCUCCACCUUCUCUAAGGGCAGCGAUGUCUGGAGUUUUGGGGUGCUGCUGUGGGAAUUGCUGACUGGGGAAGUGCCCUACCGGGGCAUCGACUGCCUUGCUGUAGCCUAUGGAGUGGCCGUUAACAAGCUCACACUGCCCAUCCCAUCCACCUGCCCAGAGCCCUUCGCACAGCUCAUGGCCGACUGCUGGGCGCAGGACCCCCACCGCAGGCCCGACUUCGCCUCCAUUCUUCAGCAGUUGGAGGCGCUAGAGGCGCAAGUUUUGCGGGAAAUGCCGCGGGACUCCUUCCAUUCCAUGCAGGAAGGCUGGAAGCGCGAGAUCCAAGGCCUCUUCGACGAGCUGCGGGCCAAGGAAAAGGAACUACUGAGCCGCGAGGAGGAGCUGACCCGCGCGGCGCGUGAGCAGCGGUCACAGGCGGAGCAGCUGCGGCGGCGCGAGCACCUGCUGGCUCAGUGGGAGCUGGAGGUGUUCGAGCGCGAGUUGACUCUGCUCUUGCAGCAGGUUGACCGCGAGCGGCCGCACGUUCGCCGCCGCCGCGGCACCUUCAAGCGCAGCAAACUCCGCGCGCGCGACGGGGGCGAGCGUAUCAGCAUGCCGCUCGACUUCAAACACCGCAUCACCGUGCAGGCCUCGCCCGGCCUGGACAGGAGGAGAAACGUCUUCGAGGUCGGGGCUGGGGACUCGCCCACCUUCCCCCGGUUCCGGGCCAUCCAGUUGGAGCCCGCAGAACCAGGCCAGGCAUGGGGCCGACAGUCCCCACGACGUCUGGAGGACUCUAGCAAUGGAGAGCGGCGAGCAUGCUGGGCCUGGGGUCCCAGUUCCCCGAAGCCUGGGGAAGCCCAGAAUGGGAGGAGAAGGUCCCGCAUGGAUGAAGCCACGUGGUACCUGGAGUCAGAUGACUUAUCCCCCUUAGGAUCUCCUUCCACACCCCCAGUGCUCAAUGGUAACCCCCCGCGGCCGAGCCCAGAGCCCGAGGAGCCUCGGCGGCCUGGCCCGGCAGAGCGCGGCAGCGGCUCCGGAACCCAAGACUGCCCGACGCCCCGGCCUCUCCGCUCGAGCCCCGACCAUCCCCGACCGGCCCACUCCAGCGCCCUGCUGCUGGAGCUGGGUGUCCCCUCCGGCCAGCCGUCAGCCAAGAGCCCGCGGCGCGAAGAGGAGAGGCGCGGAAACACUGUCUCACCCCCACCAGGGAUAUCGCGCUCCGCUCCUGGCACCCCGGGAACCCCACGCUCACCACCUCUGGGCCUCAUCAGCCGACCUCGGCCCUCACCCCUUCGCAGCCGAAUUGACCCCUGGAGCUUCGUGUCAGCUGGGCCACGGCCUUCACCCCUGCCCUCGCCACAGCCUACACCCCGCCGGGCACCCUGGACCUUAUUCCCAGACUCAGACCCCUUCUGGGACUCUCCACCUGCCAACCCCUUCCCGGGGGGCCCUCAGGACUGCAGGGUGCAGACCAAAGACGUGGGUGCCCAGGCCCCAUGGGCUCCAGAGGCAGAGCCCUGAGUGGGUCAGGCUGCUCCCCAUGCUCCAGCUGCUCUUGAGGAGCCACUGCUACACUGGAAUCAGAGCCGAGCAAGCCUCUCUAGCUGUCUUGGUUUCGCCCAGGGACCCCGCCCCCUUUGGGGGUCAGGAACACUACACUGCACAGGAAGCCUUCACACUGGAUGGGGAGCCUGCCCCCCACACACCUGCAAUGUUGUGGGUCCCCCGACUUACCCGCCCCAUUGGGGCCUGACACUGUACCCAGCUGGUUAGGAGGACCAGAGCCUGUCUCAGGGAAUUGCCCCGAGGGGUGGUACAGGGAGGAGGGGAGGUGCCGGGGAGAGGGGCCGGCCUUAGCUGUCACCAGCACUUUUGACCAAGUCCUGCUACUGUGGCCCCUGCCCCAGGGCUUAGUGUCUGGACCCCCCUGCCCUGGGGGUCAUCUGGGGCCGGGGCUCUCUGGGUGCCUUCCUGCUGCCCCGGCCAGGGUUGGGGCCUUGGCCUUGGGAUCCAAUGAAGCCAAAUAAACUCCCCAAGCUGUCUCCCCAA
Molecule: messenger RNA, 4091 nt
Organism: Vicugna pacos (alpaca)
Lineage: Eukaryota; Metazoa; Chordata; Mammalia; Artiodactyla; Camelidae
Source: RefSeq, a predicted model, not a curated record